Molecule: messenger RNA, 957 nt
Organism: Aegilops tauschii subsp. strangulata
Lineage: Eukaryota; Viridiplantae; Streptophyta; Magnoliopsida; Poales; Poaceae
Product: putative F-box/LRR-repeat protein 9
Molecular function (GO): protein binding
Source: RefSeq, a predicted model, not a curated record
AUGGCAACGCCCUCGCCCUCAUCUUCACUCCUCCUCGAGGGCCGCCCUCCGGGCCUCUGGCCGCCGCCGGAGUGGAAGAAGAAGACAAAGCCACAGGCGGUUACCAGAGACUGGGCGGACCUGCCGCGUGAUGCGCUUCUACUGGUGCUCGAGAAACUGCACCAGGUGGACGUUCUCCGGGGACCUGAGCUGGUGUGUCGUCCCUGGCACCUGGCUGCCCGCGACGAGCCGUCCUUGUGGCGCCGCAUAGAUUUGCGGUUAAGCCAUCUCCCCGACCCCUCUUCCGUCUGGCGCUUCCACGAGAUGGGCUGCGCCGCCGUCCGGCGCAGCCGUGGGAGCUGUGAGGCGGUGUACAGCGAGGGCGCCAUCGAUGAAGAGGCCAUACCUCUCCUGGUAGAGUCGGCGCACUUGUUGAAGAGUCUUCGACUCAUCAACUGUAUUUGGAUCAAUGAUAGGAUCUGCUAUAACAUAUCACAUUUAGUUAUGCUUGAGGAGCUAGAAAUCUCAAACUGUGGUGUCCGCAAGUUCUCUUCCACAUGCUUCGCGGUUGGAUACUCUUGCCCGCACCUGAAGCGUUUCCGUCUCAGCAGUUCAUGUUUCAUUAAACGGCCUGUCUGGGGCGCGGUUGAUUGCGAAGUUGAGGGCAUCACCCGGAUGCGUGGGCUACGUUCCUUGCAGCUCUUUGCUCAGACUAUUAGCACAACUGGUUUGGCAGCCAUCCUCGAUAGCUGUGUGCAAUUAGAUUCUCUUGACAUUCGCCAUUGUUUCCAUGUUGAGAUGGGAGAUGAGUUAAUGUCAAGGUGUUCUAAGUUUGAGAUUUUAAGGCUCCCACAUGAUUCUACUGACGACUACGAUCUUGAGUUUUCAGCCCCAGAUAUGAGCACUGAGAGCCCACGACCACGACGCAUGCGCAAUUAUGGGGACGAGGGCGGUGCCUUUUUGGAGGAUGUAUAUUAG